AUGUACGUUUCUUUGAGAAUUGAUAACAUCACGCAUCCUUCUUUCCCACCACAUUAUUCAGCCUUCUCCCACUUCCACAAAAUCACCAUUUCUUCCACAACCACUAUUGAGUACCUCCAAAUUUUGUAUAUUUUGCUCUUUCUCACACAAAAGUUUGAUUCUUCUUCAUCCUCAACACUUCCAAUGUAUUCCUUACCCCAUCACAAGUAUACACCAAGCUUCUACCACAAAGUUGGUAAGAAUCGCCAACCCUUCCAUCCAUUUCGGAUAUUUUACUCUACCACUACAACUUCUACAUCCAAAUCUAAUGUUACACCACUUGUUAUUGAGCCCAAACUUGUGCCGGCGGGAUCAACGGUGGUUACCACCGUUGAUAACCGUCGUCCGAUGAACAAUGACCCUAGUUUGCAAUCAACAUGGUCUCAUAGAGCAUGGGUGACAUUUGGGUGCACAACUUUGCUCAUUUCUUUGGGAGAAUCUAUAAAGGGUGCAAUGGAUUUAAACAUGUGGGCUGAGCCCAUCGUGGCAAGUUGGGUUGGUUACAUUUUAGCUGAUCUUGGAUCUGGAGUUUCUCAUUGGGUCAUUGACAAUUAUGGUGAUGACUCAACCCCAAUUGUUGGAGCCCAAAUUGAAGCCUUUCAAGGCCACCACAAGUGGCCUUGGACCAUUACUAGGCGCGAAUUUGCCAACAAUUUGCAUGCAUUGGCACGCGCGGUGACCUUCAUGGUGCUUCCUAUAGUCUUGGUUUGUCAUGACCCAGUUGUUCAAGGAUUUGUUGGGGUGUGUUCAGGUUGCAUCAUGUUUAGCCAACAGUUUCAUGCAUGGGCACAUGGCACGAAGAGCCGGCUUCCGCCGCUUGUGGUGGCGUUACAAGAGGCCGGCGUGCUCGUGUCACGGUCCCAGCAUGCCGCCCACCACCGGCCGCCGUAUAACAACAACUACUGUACAGUGAGUGGAGUGUGGAAUGAGUUUUUGGACAAGCAUAAGGUCUUUGAAGCUUUGGAAAUGGUGUUGUAUUUUAAAACUGGGGUUAAGCCGAGGUCAUGGAGUGAACCUGCCUCUGGAUGGAUUGAGGAGAUUGAGACCUCUUCUCAAGUCCAAGCCCAAUGA
Molecule: messenger RNA, 1110 nt
Organism: Sphenostylis stenocarpa
Lineage: Eukaryota; Viridiplantae; Streptophyta; Magnoliopsida; Fabales; Fabaceae
Source: the annotation of a GenBank genome assembly